Anarrhichthys ocellatus (wolf-eel) is the source of this 4751-nucleotide messenger RNA. RefSeq names its product solute carrier family 12 member 9. Gene Ontology annotation, cellular component: membrane. The record is from RefSeq and is a predicted model, not a curated record. Gene Ontology annotation, molecular function: potassium:chloride symporter activity. Gene Ontology annotation, biological process: cell volume homeostasis; potassium ion homeostasis; chloride transmembrane transport. The transcript is spliced from 13 exons. Lineage: Eukaryota; Metazoa; Chordata; Actinopteri; Perciformes; Anarhichadidae. The coding region runs from base 179 to 3067 and encodes 962 amino acids.
CGAGAGCUACAGAGGCUGUGGACAUGGACAGUUUGUGUGGACUUCUAACUGACUUUUUUUAGCACUAUAUGAAAGUACUUCCGAGGAGAAACACAAGAAACGUUUAUGCACGUGUCAAAGUGCCAGCUUUUAGAGUACUUCAUGAAGCCGCGAGGCUCGUGAAGAGGCAGGUUUCACUAUGACAGAGCGGACUCCUCUCCUCCACUACCGCCUCUCCACCAGCGUCAAUGAAUCCGAGCCGCGGUCCCCUCCGGCCGGCCGGGCCCUGGUGCAGCACCCGGGCCCGGCCGGCCGGAAGUCUGCCCUGCAGGGGCAACCUAAGAAACUCUCCAUCUUCUUCGGUGUGGUGAUCCCGACCCUGCUGUCGAUGUUCAGCGUGGUAGUGUUCCUCCGCAUAGGGUUCAUGGUGGGCCAUUCCGGACUGUACCAAGCCAUUGCCAUGCUGCUGGUGGCCUACUUCAUCAUCUGCAUGACCGUGCUGUCGGUCUGCGCCAUCUCCACCAACGGAGCCCUGGAUGCUGGAGGGGCCUAUUACAUGAUCAGCAGAGCGCUGGGUCCGGAGUUCGGGGGCAGCAUCGGCAUCAUGUUCUUCCUGGCCAACGUGUGCGGCUGCGCUCUCUUCGUGCUCGGGCUGGUCGAAGCCAUCGUGGCCACCUUCGGAGUGCCAGAAGCCGGGUCUCAGCUCACUUCUCCCUACCAGGUCCUGCCGUCGGGCUACUGGUGGUCUCUGCUUUACGGCACGGGUGUCGCCCUGCUGUGCCUGCUGGUGUGCCUGGUGGGAGCCCACAUCUACGCCAAGGCCACCUUCCUCAUCUUCCUGGUGGUCAUGUUCGUCCUGGGCACCGUCUUCGUCAGCUUCUUCGCCGUAGGCCCGCGCACCAUCGUGCUGCCCAGCUCUGCCGCGUUCAACCCGACGGCCAACGGGACGGGCCCGCCGUUCCCCACCACCGGCAACUUCACCGGCUUCAAGUUGGACACGCUGCUGGGGAACCUGUAUGCUGACUACACCGUGGAUUACACAACCAACACCGUGAUGACCUUUGCCACCGUCUUCGCCGUCAUUUUUAACGGCUGCACCGGCAUCAUGGCCGGCUCCAAUAUGUCAGGUGACCUGAAGAACCCGAGCUACUCCAUCCCCCGGGGAACCAUCACAGCCGUCAUCUUCACCUUCAUCAUCUACAACCUGCUCAGCAUACUGGUGGCCUGCUCCUGUGACCGGGUCCUUCUUCAGAGGGAUUACAGCUUCCUGAGAGACAUCAACAUCUGGAACCCCUUCGUCACCAUCGGGGUUUAUUCCUCCACCCUCUCCGCCGCCAUGAGCAACCUCAUCGGAGCCUCGCGCAUCCUCUACGCCCUGGCCAGAGACGACUUGUUCGGUAAGGUGCUCUCUCCGGCGAAGAAGACGUCCCACAGCGGUAACCCCUGGGUGUCGGUGCUCCUCUCCUGGUUCCUUGUGCAGCUGGUGCUUUUCUCCGGGAAGCUCAACACCAUCGCCAGCAUCGUGGCCAUCUUCUUCCUGUUGGUGUACGCGGCCGUGGACUUGGCCUGCCUCGCUCUGGAAUGGGCCUCCGCACCUAAUUUCAGGCCCACCUUCCGUUACUUCACCUGGCACACCUGCGCACUGGGCAUCGUGGGCUGCGCCGUCAUGAUGUUCCUCAUCAACGCCAUCUACGCCUCGGCCAGCAUCGCCUUCAUGCUGCUGCUGCUGCUGCUGAUUCACUACCUCAGCCCCACCUCCAGCUGGGGCUACAUCAGCCAGGCGCUCAUCUUCCACCAGGUCCGCAAGUACCUGCUGAUGCUGGACGUGAGGAAGGACCACGUGAAGUUCUGGAGGCCUCAGGUCCUGCUGAUGGUCUCCAACCCUCGCAGCAGUGUGGGCCUCAUCAAAUUCAUCAACGACAUCAAGAAGAGCGGCCUCUACGUGUUGGGACACGUCCAGCUUGGAGAUCUCAACACUUUACCAUCGGACCCCCUGCAGUCCCAGUACGACUCCUGGUUGUCGCUGGUGGACCAUCUAAACAUCAAGUCUUUUGUCAACUUGACGUUGGCCGAUUCUGUGCGUCACGGGGUCCAGCAUCUGCUCUUCAUCUCUGGACUAGGUGGGAUGCGUCCCAACAUCCUCGUCCUGGGUUUCUAUGAUGACUGUCUUCCAAAGGACAAGCUGAUUGAUCCGUCUCUCUCCACCGCUCAGUCCACAGAUCCCUCGGACUCCCUGCAGGAGACCGAACCGCAGCCCCCUCUCUUCCUCUUCUCCUCCCUGCGGGGGUCCAGCGACCGGCAGGAUUGUGGCGAGUUUGGUGACGGGAAGGUCCUGGGACCCCGAGAGUACGUAGCGAUCAUCGCCGACGCCAUGAAGAUGCUGAAGAACGUGGUGCUCGCCCGAUACUUCAACGGCUUUGACCGAGCCCGGGUCCUCUCGCCACCCUCCUCCUCCUCUGCAGUGUACGUGGACGUCUGGCCCGUCAACCUGCUGCGCCCGGACAGCUGCAGCUACGUGGACACCUGCUCGCUGUUCCUGCUGCAGCUGGCAUGCAUCCUCAACAUGGUGAGGGCGUGGCGCCGGGCGACGCUCCGCCUCUUCCUGUGCGUGGAGGAAGGACGGAGCGUGAGGGCCUCGGAGGAGAAGCUGGGCCAGCUGCUGAAGGAGCUGCGGAUCAAAGCUCAGGUGUACUCGGUGCCCUGGGACCAGCAGGUGGCGCUCCACUGGCAGCGCCAGGGCGAGUGGGGCAAGAAGCCACCGCCGCAAUCCCCCGACAACACCACCACCGACGAGGAAGAGGAGAAACAGAGAGCAGACGAGCACGAGGAGGAGAACGACGACAACUACGUCAACAGCUUCCCGAGCAAUGCCACGCGCCUCUCGGACAACUACCUGUCAGCCGUCAACAAGCUGAUCCUGGACUCGGCCCGGCCCGCUCCCGCCGUGCGGUUCCUGUACUUGCCCCGCCCGCCGGCUGACACCCGCCGCUACACCACCUACUUAGACCAGCUGGAGCUGCUGACUCGGGACCUGGGCCCCACGCUGCUCAUCCACGGGGUCACGCCCGUCAUCACCACCGACCUCUGAAGAGUCAGCAGGAGGAUCUCGGUGAAGGUUUGUGGACCACUGACUGGUGUUACCAUCAAACUUCUGAAGUUCAGCCUUCACUAGUUUAAUCAUAAAACAAUCAGAAUGAUCAGGCUGAUUGAAUGUAUGUAAGUUAAGUUUUUUCAGACAUGUACGACCAGCAGUAUCAAAUGUUCACACCCACCGGGGUAAAUUUACUCCCUCGUCCGUGUCUUCGAUAGAGACAGCGGACUAAUUCCCGAUACAUUCCAAACCUGAAUAUGAAUAUUGAUAGUUAAAAGUUUAUUCUUCGUUGUUUGAGCUUUGUAGUAAAGAAGUAGUUUCUCAGUUUUGUCUUGAGGUAGAAACUCACGUUGCAUAAGAAUUGUUUUUAAUUUACCCCCCUUUUGUUCCUCUCAUGAGUUGUUUUCUCGGUGUGCUGCGGCUCAAACUCCUUAAAAUGACAAUUCCAUACGCCUCCAGACCAAAAAGAGAAGUGCCUCGCUAUUUAGAGAGCUAAAGUUUGGAUGCGUUACAUCGUUGACAGAAAGUUGGACUGCGUUACACCUCGGAGCAGUCGUCUGCAGGAAAUCUGCUUUUUACCAUUUUAGGAGCUUUGGGUAAAACAAUAACAACGACGGUGCUACUAUAGAAGUCUCAAGACGUUUCACUCCAAACAUGAUUUCAUGUGGGAUCUCAGGAAGACGUUCCGUUUUGCUUUUAUUUUUCCCCCAAAUGCACUUUUCUUUCUUCUUCCUGGACCAAACUGCAAGCUCUGCAAAAAACUCCUUAAACAUGUUUACAGUGCCAAUAACUGAUUAUACACAUCAUGUAUUUUAGGUGCUUUAGAAUAGUUUUUACUCACUCGUGACACCAGCCUCAGUGAUGAACUGCCUGAGUUCAUUGUAAUAUUUGCCUUUACACAAAAUGUUUAAAGUGAAGCCAACAACAUAGUUUACCAGCAACACAAAGAGGAGUCCGUAAAGAGCUGACUCAGCGAUGUCAACAGAUGCUAACAUCAGCUAACAAUAGCUUGGUGAAGCUGCUGGUCAUACCAGACCACAUUAGGCUUUAUUAACUGAGAGAAGCUCUGUGCACAGUGUGAGACUGUGUUCUUCUGUUAAAAGUUACAUAGUCUCACUUUAAGCUUUAAAUAGCAUUUUGUGGCAAAUUAGUAAUUUUAUUCCGUGAUGCAAUCUGUAACCUCUGAGGCCGUGUUUGCACGGCUUUACUCAACUUUUAUGGUUCUUCUUUUGUUAAAUUUGCUAAUAGUGCCGGCUACUUAGACACUGCAGACCACCGAUUGGUCAAAGAGUGCGGGACAUCCUGCACAAACCUCCAUUUUUUAAAUAGCUGCAAGUUUUUAUUUUAUUUUCUAUUCUCUCAACACAGAUUUUUUUUUUUAAAUGUCAGCCUGCAAAAAAAAAAGGUAUGCGGUACGAUAGGCGCGAGGCGUUAAAGAUAAACGUCCCGGCAGUUUCACGCUUUGAUGAUCAGCUUAGAAAUAAUAGAAACAGAAGCCGGCAUCCAAACACGAGCAGAGUCGACUCACGCAGUGGAGAUGAAGCGUGAGGUCGAUGUUGCAGGUUUAUUAUAACAAACGUCUCCGAUUCUCUCCGCUGAAGAAGCGCCCUGACAAUCUGAGCUCCGUGUCUGAAGGAAAGGCUGGUUCCAUGUUUACGUGUGGAGCUUUUAUUUGAUUUGA